Messenger RNA from Peromyscus maniculatus bairdii (prairie deer mouse), 1584 nucleotides. NCBI's taxonomy places the organism in Eukaryota, Metazoa, Chordata, Mammalia, Rodentia, Cricetidae. The record is from RefSeq and is a predicted model, not a curated record.
GAGCCGGCAGGGCACGGUGGCCGGCUAUGGCAUGGUGGCGCGGGAGAGCGUGCGGCCGGGGGAGCUGCUGUUCGCAGUGCCGCGCUCGGCGCUUCUGUCCCCCGCCACCUGCUCCAUCGGCGGCCUGCUGGAGCGAGGUGGGUAAGGGGCAGAGGGCUGGCUCCGAGGCUGGCUGCCGAGUCGCGCCCGGGCCACUUCACCGGUGUCUUCCCUAGAGCGAGGCGCGCUGCAGAGCCUGUCGGGGUGGGUGCCGCUGCUGCUGGCGCUGCUCCACGAGCUGCAGGCCCCAGCCUCACCCUGGAGCCCCUACUUCGCGCUCUGGCCAGAGCUGGGGUGUUUGGAGCAUCCCAUGUUUUGGCCAGAGGAGGAGCGGCUGCGCCUCCUUAAGGGUACAGGUGUCCCGGAGGCCGUGGAGAAGGAUUUGGUGAACAUCCGCAGCGAAUACUAUUCCAUCGUCCUGCCCUUCAUGGAGGCUCACUCCGAUCUCUUCAGCCCCACUGUUCGCUCUCUGGAACUCUAUCGCCAGCUCGUGGCCAUUGUAAUGGCUUAUAGCUUUCAAGAACCACUGGAGGAAGAGGAUGAUGAAAAGGAGCCGAAUUCCCCCGUGAUGGUGCCUGCUGCAGACAUACUAAACCACACAGCCAACCACAAUGCCAAUCUGGAGUACUCUGCAGAUUAUCUCCGGAUGGUAGCUAUUCAGGCCAUUCCUAAAGGUCAUGAGAUUUUCAACACCUAUGGGCAGAUGGCUAAUUGGCAGCUGAUUCAUAUGUAUGGUUUUGCUGAGCCCUAUCCUGACAACACAGAUGACACAGCCGAUAUUCAGAUGGUGACUGUCCGAGAUGCUGCACUCCAGGGAACAAAGGAUGAAGCUGCAAGGCUGCUCUUGUGUGAACGCUGGGAUUUCCUGUGCAAACUGGAGAUGGUAGGGGAAGAGGGAGCCUUUGUGAUUGGUCGCGAGGAGGUGUUGACUGAAGAGGAGCUAGCCACCACACUUAAGGUACUGUGCAUGCCUGCUGAGGAGUUCAGAGAAUAUAAAAACCAGGGACAGGGAGAAGAAGAAAGGGAAGAGGACAGUCUGACACUCACAAAUAUCCCCAAGCUCCAAGUAUCAUGGAGACAGCUUCUUCGAGACAGUGUUCUGUUGACCCUAGAGACUUAUGCCACAGACUUACAAACCGAGCAAGAUUUACUUAGUAAUAAGGAGGUCUACGCCAAGCUCAGCUGGCGGGAACAGCAAGCCUUACAAGUCCGCUAUGGCCAGAAGAAGAUCUUACAUCGGUUGUUGGAACUCACAAGUUAACAGGUGCCCUGAAUAACCAGCAGUGUGAAUCUUUUAAGCUCGUGUUUUGCUUGGAAAGGAGGGAAAUUUGGGACUUUUGCUAUUAGGCAGUAUCAAAAGAAAAGUAGCCCAAGGUAAUCCAGGUUUUAAUCUAAGGCAAGAGUUGUUGACAUGUUAAGAUUGAGAUGAGCAGUUUGGGAAUCUGCCAACUGUUAAGAACAUUCUAUUUUUAAUCAUGUCUUCAGGUUUUCAGUAGAAUUUAAUAAAUACGGACCGAGUUAGAAGUCCGACCUUUUUGAAGUCCA